Wallemia mellicola CBS 633.66 is the source of this 663-nucleotide messenger RNA. Its product is annotated as S-adenosyl-L-methionine-dependent methyltransferase. The record is from RefSeq and is a predicted model, not a curated record. Lineage: Eukaryota; Fungi; Basidiomycota; Wallemiomycetes; Wallemiales; Wallemiaceae. The transcript has 3 exons. Gene Ontology annotation, molecular function: S-adenosylmethionine-dependent methyltransferase activity. Bases 1 to 663 code for a protein of 220 amino acids.
AUGACAGACAGAGCGGCAAUGCAGAAAAUAAUGAAAGAGAAUGGUGAUCUCGGCUGGGAAGCGGUCUGGAAGUUGACUGACUCGCCACCAUGGGAUAACGGCCAAGUUCAGCCAUUGUUGAGACAUUAUAUAGAGAAUAAUAAGGUAGAUCUUCCACCAGCAAAGGAGGGUGUGAGAGUUUUAAUCCCUGGUUGUGGAAAAGGCUACGAUGCAGUCUACUUCGGCAGUCUCGGCUAUGAAACAGUAGGCUUAGAUCUCUCUCCAGAAGGCAUCAGGUUGGCAGAAGAAUGGUACAGUAAGCAAGGUUUGAAUGGAAAGACAUCCUUCAUCUGUGAUGACUUCUUCACUUGCGAUAUCGGACAAUAUGACGUCGUUUACGACUAUACAUUCUUUUGUGCAUUGAAUCCUAAUAAAAGACAAGAGUAUAAAAAGCGAAUGGCAGAAUUAGUGAAACCAGGUGGAUUGUUGUUAUCUAUAGUAUUCCCAAUUGAAGAUAGACCGAUUGAAGGGGAAGGAGCUACAGGGCCACCAUGGUGUGUGAGUCCAGAAUACUACAACGGAUUGAUAAAGGAAGAAUUUAAAUGGUUGCUGAAUGAAUAUCCACCUAUUGAGGUUGACAACAGGAAUAAGAAGAGAUUCAAUAUAUUUAAAAGGGAAUUCUAA